AUGUCUGUCGAGGACGAUAUCGCUGCCUUGGUUAUUGAUAAUGGAUCUGGAAUGUGCAAGGCUGGCUGCGACGAUGCUCCUCGCGCUGUUUUCCCCUCGAUUGUGGGUCGCCCGCGCCAGCAGGGUGUGAUGGUUGGAAUGGGCCAGAAGGACUCCUACGUCGGCGACGAAGCCCAAUCCAAGCGUGGUAUCCUCACUUUGAAGUACCCCAUCGAGCACGGCAUCGUCACCAACUGGGACGACAUGGAGAAAAUCUGGCACCACACGUUCUACAACGAGCUUCGCGUCGCGCCUGAGGAACAUCCGGUUCUGCUCACCGAGGCGCCUCUGAACCCCAAGGCAAACCGAGAGAAGAUGACCCAGACCAUGUUCGAGACUUUCAAUGUUCCCGCUUUCUACGUGUCCAUCCAAGCUGUUCUCUCCCUCUAUGCCUCUGGUCGCACGACUGGUAUCGUUUUGGACUCUGGCGACGGUGUUACCCACACUGUCCCCAUCUAUGAAGGCUUCAAUCUUCCCCAUGCUAUUCUCCGUCUUGACCUUGCUGGCCGUGAUCUUACCGACUACUUGAUCAAGAAUCUCAUGGAGAGAGGGUAUCCGUUCACCACCACGGCAGAGCGGGAAAUUGUGAGGGAUAUCAAAGAGAAGCUUUGCUAUGUUGCUUUGGACUUUGAGCAGGAGCUUCAGACCGCCGCUCAGUCGUCGGCCCUGGAGAAGAGCUACGAACUUCCGGACGGACAGACCAUCACCGUCGGCAGCGAACGAUUCCGGGCACCCGAAGCUCUCUUCCAACCCGCCAUGCUUGGUAUUGAAGGAGCUGGCGCUCACGAAACAGCCUACAACUCCAUCAUGAAAUGCGACCUCGAUGUCCGUCGCGAUCUCUUCGGCAACAUCGUUCUCUCCGCGGCACCACCAUGUUCCCAGAAGGAAUUGAACGCGCUUGCACCGUCAAGCAUGAAGGUGAAGAUUGUGGCCCCGCCUGAGAGGAAGUACUCCGUCUGGAUCGGUGGCUCGAUCCUGGCCUCUCUCAGCACGUUCCAGAAUCUCUGGUGCUCAAAGCAGGAAUACGACGAAUCUGGCCCUGCAAUCGUUCACCGCAGUGCGUAG
Molecule: messenger RNA, 1104 nt
Organism: Pleurotus ostreatus (oyster mushroom)
Lineage: Eukaryota; Fungi; Basidiomycota; Agaricomycetes; Agaricales; Pleurotaceae
Product: actin
Exons: 8
Coding region: 1-1104 (367 amino acids)
Source: RefSeq, a predicted model, not a curated record